Molecule: messenger RNA, 7983 nt
Organism: Dreissena polymorpha
Lineage: Eukaryota; Metazoa; Mollusca; Bivalvia; Myida; Dreissenidae
Product: dopamine receptor 1-like
Exons: 2
Coding region: 1456-2697 (413 amino acids)
Biological process (GO): adenylate cyclase-activating adrenergic receptor signaling pathway
Cellular component (GO): membrane
Molecular function (GO): G protein-coupled receptor activity
Source: RefSeq, a predicted model, not a curated record
AGCCGUACAGCGCCACAAAAGAGCUCCACCAUAUUUUCCAAUACACUUGCUGAUGGGUAAAAUCAUUGGAAGUCUACAGCUGUAAGUCGGCAAACUAUCUUGGCUGAAAAUCUUCGAUUGUACGUCGUGAUCGCUGAACUCUGUUACCGCUUUGGUCAUUACUGCAUCUGGAAAAUAGCCUUGCUGUUUGAAUUUUAGUCCGGCUUAUAAAUCGGGAGUACCGGAUGGGAUUAGAUCAACUGUGUGACGAGUAUAGGAAGUAGGCAAUAUAAGGAAGUAGUGACAAUUCGAAUGGAUUGAGAAACGUGUAAUAUUAUCCAGCGACGAAAUCAGUGUUUCUUUAUAGAAAUCUACGAUGGAUUAUUGAACGACUGUGUUUAUUGAUUUUAUCGAGCUCCAUGGUUACCAAGCUUCGUGGUUACCGAGCUCAAUUGGCUUUGUUUAAUCCUUCAAAACAACAGAAAUUUGAAAUUGGAUCACCAGCACUUAGCGCGAGUGCGAAACAACAUUAACUAUCCGUGUCAAAAGACGUUUGAAUGUGAUCGAGCGAAUAAACGCUGAGUCCUACAAAGAGGACGACUUGUCAUUAAUGGUUAUGAAUAAUUAUGACAUUUAUUAAGUUCGUUAUGCCAAUUUGAUCUCCUGCUGCGCCCAGUAUUAGCGGAUACAAAAGAGAACGUUUCAUGAGCACACGCGGAUUCCUAUUUAACAAAUAUUUGAAAAGCAUUUUAAUGAUAGAAAUAUAAAAAAAUGUUCUAAAAGAAAUCCGUAGUCAUUAAACAAAUGGUAUUGACAAGUCAUCUCACUUAAAUUACGAAAAUCAAUAGCUUCCUCGCGAUUUCGGUUUAAACUUCAAUAGUGAAAUGAUUUGAAUGAUGAGAUGUAAAUAACAUAGCGGAGCUCAAUAAAUUUCACCACUAACCGGAGCCUUAAAUGUAAGCGUAGACACUUAUCGCGGAGCGAUGUACUGUCUAUUGAUAAGUACACCUUUCAAAUAUUAAACAUUGCAAAAUAAAUAUUUCAUCGUUUUCAAAUUGGCUUUACGGAUAAUUCCAUUUCAGAAGUUAUCAGUGAAUGGUCGAUGGGAACAUGUCGAAAUUGAGCGAUAAAUGAGGAGUGUUAACGGUGGAUGUGAUUUAAUUACUAGGCACGAUCUAUUCAUGGAAGGGCAUCGCAGUUUUGUUGAAGGCAUUAUGGGUGAUAAAACAGGCAUGCGGUUAAUUAAGUUAAUUGAAACCGUAUAAUUCAACGCAUAUUUUAACAGGAUUUUACGUCAGCGUACAGCAAGAUGGGUCUUUAGGGAAAAAUAUAAGCCCUGAAUUUAAUUAUGAUUUCGUGAUUUAAACUUCGCCAAUAGUGUGAUUAAAUGUGCCGGAGAAUUGUGAGAAUUAAUUAGCCGUUACACGAGUGGAUAACUCACCCGAAAGUGAAUGGGGGACGCAGUUGUUUGUCAAAAUGUUGAACAAUUAUACAGUGAUUGGAUUUACAAAGCAACCGCUACUAACACAUAUGAUUGAAGUUGUUACAACGACGAAAACGACUACGGCUUAUGAAGUUUUAAUGUCAACGUAUAAUGUGACGUCAAAUGCUUCUGACGUCGUCGAAGAGGAGACGAGCGUUACAAACGCAGCCGUUAUAGGUACAUUUUUGUGCCUAACAAUUUUCUUGUCGCUUGUAGGCAAUGUGCUGGUUUGCAUAGCUGUAUUUACAGACAGACGGUUAAAGCGUUUAAACAACAUGUUCAUCGUUUCUCUAGCGGUAGCUGACCUAUGGGUUUCACUAAUGGUGAUGACGUUUGCAACAGUAAAUGACGUCACAGGGAAGUGGCGCUUUGGGCGCGUUUAUUGUAACAUUUGGAUAUCGUCCGACAUCAUGGGCUCGACUGCUUCCAUUUUGAAUUUGUGCAUGAUAUCACUAGAUAGGUAUAUUCACAUUCGAGAUCCUCUGAAAUACGCACGAUGGAUGACGUGGAAAAAGGUGGCGAUCGCAAUUGCCCUUGUAUGGACCAUAUCAAUCAUUAUGUCGUUUAUUCCAAUAAACGUCGGGUGGCAUAAAAGCCCCGGACAAGCGGAAGUAGAGUUGCCCCCUGAGCAGUGUUUCUUAGAGAUCAGCGGGACGUACGCAAUAGUUUCCUCUACAAUCAGUUUCUACAUACCGUGUAUCGUGAUGAUCGGUCUGUACUGUAAGCUGUACAUGUACGCUCGUGCGCAGGUGAAAAGUAUUAACAGAACGCUCGUACAUAACCAGUUUGGAGACAGCCGUGGUUCCGGACAGUCGUCCAAACUGAGUGACCACAAGGCCGCGGUGACUUUAGGGGUCAUCAUGGGCGUGUUUCUCUUCUGUUGGUUGCCAUUCUUUAUUCUCAAUCUUUACGAGGCGUACAAUAAAAAUACUCCAUUCAUUGUUUUCCAAAUAUUGACUUGGUUAGGAUAUUUCAAUUCGUGCUUGAAUCCCAUCAUUUAUAGCAUAUUUAAUUCCGAGUUCCGGAGCGCCUUCAAGAGGAUAUUAUUUCCACGCUCAUGCCAACUUUGUAAUCAGGAUCAGCGUAAUUAUCGGUACGGAAGCCCAAAGAAAGUGAAAAAUGGGGCGUCGUCGAAAAAUAAUAGCGAAUAUUUGACAGUGAAGCAUGAAAACGGAUCGAAGGCAUCGCAUGACUCAAACCAUCCUCUCGUUGACGAGAGGAUAACUGCGUUAUAGUGCGAGAACGACCAUGGAAUUGUGUUGGUUUAAUUUCCUGGGAAGAUGAACAAGACACGGGUGCGGUGCUUUUCAAUACUAGCGUGAUCGAGUGGAGGAAUCUAAAUUUGGUAUUCGGAAAUCUAAUGUGUCGCCGGUCUAUGGAAUAAAAGAUGCGCGUUAAAAAAAGUGUUAUGCCAUGUGAUAGAAAUGCAGGCUAUGUCUGGUUUAGUAUUUUUAGUUUAAAAUGCUGUACAUAUUAAUAUGUGUUUGACGCAAUAACUGUUUGUACAUUAUAAAUACAGCCUGCUAAAUGGUAAUGCUGACAUUUAAAUAUGUAUCAUCACAUAAUUAAUUUCUAAUGUUACAAAUAAUAAAAUAACACACAUGAAUGCAGGCGUCAAAAGUGAGCCGCAUCAUGCGAAAAUGGGUCUUAUGCCUUAUCCGAGCAAAGCAGUUAGAACCUGGUUUAUAAGCUACAAUUUCCUUUUAUGAGUCUACUCAACACCAUUAUUCGUCUGCAUAGCCGACAUGGUAUCUCCAAAACAACCUUCGAAUUAUCGCAGUCACCCAGGAGCUCUGCGGCUCGCGUAUUGUUUUAGACCCAUUUUCGUAUGGGGCGGCUCAAGUUUAAAAAAUGAACAUGAUCCGAUUUAUAGUAGUAUGUAAACACAUACUGAUUUUUAGUUAUAAAACAUCAGAAUUGAACAACGUCGGCUCUGGUCCAUAUUUUUAAUAUACACGUACAUGAAUUAGAAUUAAUAUCAAUGGUUGUAUAUUUACUAAUAAACAACAUUACAUCUUUUUGCAACAGAAACCAUAUAUAUUUUCAUUUAAUGAGGAGAACGAGUAGCUAGCAUGUACGUUCCCGAAAGUAUCAGUCUGUGAAAUAGUCAAAUAACGCGGGUCUUGUUUUGUUUUUAUCUGCGGAACUAAUUUUAUCGAUUACCAUAAGAGUCGCGUCAUGCGAAAAUGGGUAUUAUGCCAUGUGUGGUCAACAAAGCUUUAGAUCCGCCUGCGCAAUCGCGCAGUCUAGUCGGGAACUAACCAGUCCGCUAUAUGAAGUCACACACACGGACAGGGUAGGCGAAUGCACUGGCUGGGAUUUAACGUAGGCAUAAGACCCAUUCAAGCAGGACGCGGGUAAUAGUUCUGGUAAUUAUUGAUAAUAUUGCACACAUUGUACAUUUUUUGUAUUUGUAUAUAAACAUCCAUUCGAUUGAUGUAACGAUUCCAAAAGUAUGAACGUCAUAAUUUGGAUAAUAACAUGUCUGUACGUGAAGUGAAAUAUAAUUGAAUAAGAAGUUUAUGAUCUUUCAUGUCUUUAAUUAUUCGAAAAUGUAAUGUGUAUUGUUGUAAAUAUUUUAAGUUAUAAUGUGUGAUAUCUGUGUGAUACGUGCGUGUCUUUUAUUAAUAACUCACAAUGAGUUUGCGUUGUGUUUUUAUCAAAGUAAUCUAUACAUAUAUCUAGGUCUCCGAGGUUGGUUUGAUAUGCCAUGUACAUUUAAUAAAACGAGCAUCUUUUAUAACCCAAUGCCCAUUAAUGUAUUGUUACAUUUUAUUGCAAGACUUUAUCAAACGUUAAAUUAAUAAGAAUUGGAGUAUUUUUAUUAACCUGAUAGUAAAGUAGGUUUCUUUUAUGUCUUUGAAGGUCGUGAUUUUGACAUGGUGUGCAUUUUGAUUUGAAAACAAACAAUUCACUAUAUGUUGGUUCAAAUGUGAUCGAAUAUCAAACGAUUUCAUUCACUUGUUUUUCUCUUUAAAAAAACCCUAGCAAUAUAAUAUGUGUCGCGCUCUGGGAAACCGAGUUUAACCCAUUUAUGCCUAGUGGACUCUCCCAUCCUUCUAAAUUUGAAAAAAAUAUUUCUAAAAUUAGGGAUGUCUAGUAAAUUUAUUUCUAUAUUUAGAAUAUUUCUUACAGAAAUUCCUUUAAGCAAACAGCGCAGACACAGAUGAGAGGCCGCAUCAUGCGGCGUCUCAUCUGGGUCUACGCUGUUUGCCAAGGCCUUUUUCUAGACGCUAAGCAUAAAUGGGUUCAAGCCUGUGCCUAAUGUCCGCCUCAGAUUAGCAUUAACAGUCCGCAAAGGCUAAACAGAGAUAUAAAUAAAUUAUUGGGUUUUCCUGUAAAUGCAAAAUACAAAAAGGCGCGUCUCUGAUUAGCCUGUGCGGACUGUAAAGGUUUAUAUUAGACGACACUGUACGCAAACGGAUUAAGCCGUGUUUACCAGUUCGUUGUCCAUAUCUGUAUGAAAGAGUGUUUUGGCACUUGUUGAAAUUUUGUACGCAAUUUCAUAUCACUCCAAGUAAUUAUUUUCUAUUAGUUUUAUUUAUAUACCUGCAUAUUCAAGAUACCCUAAUGUGUUUUUUAUUUUGUAAAGAAGCACAUAUUUUCUAAAAAAAUCAUGUUUAUAUAAUUAUUAUAUCAUCUGUUACGUGGCUGUCAAUGUUGUCAAUGUUUUUGUUAUCACAAGAUUCACUGCAGUCAAGAUGAUUAGUUUCUUAACAAUAUGUCCUGAGAUUGAAUUCCUAAUUGUAAAAUAAGCAAACUUAUUAUAUCGGACAGCAUGCAAUUUCGGGGUUUAAAAAAAAAAGUUCUUCGAAUAAUACAGAUAUGACAGUAUUUUAAGCGAAAGAAAAGACUCUUACAAAAUUGUAUAAGUUGUAAGAGUUAUCUUACGUAUUGUAUAAAUAAUAUUUUGAAUAAGGCUAAUCUAUUUCACAAACUAAAUGCUUAUGCGCCGCGUCGUUUGAUAUUAACCCAUUUAUGCCUAGUGGACUCUCCCAUCCUUCUUAAUUGGAUCAAUUUAUUUCCAAAAUUAGGGAUGUCUAGUAUAUUUAUUUCUAUAUUUAGAAUAUUUCUUACAGACAUUCCUUUAAGCAAACAGCGCAAACCCUGAUUAAGCACUCAUCAUCAGUGUCUACGCUGUUUGUCAAUGCCUUUUUUCUAGACGCUAGGCAUAAAUGGGUUAAGCCUAAAAAAAUCCGAACACUGAAGCCUCCUCAUUCGUAUACUUUAAUGAGGAGGCAUCAUUUCAACUUGUAAUUAGAUUACGAAACCUUGCAUGACAUAUAGUGCAGGGUAUGAUUAGUCGUUAUUACUCGGUUAUGUAAAUAUUUCAUAAAAUAAAUUGAAGCUACGAAGGAUGUUAGUUACGCAAUUGAAACGAUAUUUAACUACGUUAUAGCAGCGAUCAUUUCGAGCUACUGUCCACAUUUUCGCAAUCGCUUUUAUUUGUAAAUCAAGAUUGCAACUUAAUUAUAUACAAUUAGCCCGCAUUAUUAAGAUUUGUUAACACGACUAACUAUUGUUCUUUUCUGAAUAUUAAGCAGAUAUGAGUAAACACAUGGUAUAAUUAUAUUUCUGCGUCAAUUUCGAUUGUUCAAUGAUAAAUAUAACACAAUGUCGUUAUCUUAUAGAUGCGAAAUAAAGAUAUACACACUAUACAGUGGCUUUUGGAUAUUUAUGACUUUUUCCAACAUAAUGAUCGACAUUGCACAAGUUUGUAUUCCCCGUACCAUGGGGAUUUAACUCUGUCGUUAUAUAUUUGGACGUAGAUCGUUAAGUUUUGCUUCAUAUAUACGCAUUUAUACGUCGUUACAAUAAUGCAUACGCCAUUUGCACGUCAUUUGUGCGAUGUAAACGAUAUUGCAAUUAAUAUUUUCUUUCAUGUGUAAGACAUUGCUAUUGAUAUUUAUUGAUUUAUGUCAACAGUGUUUUUACUUUUGAUUUAAUAAAAACGUGUUCCACUGUUUUAAAGCAGAACGCAGUAUACCACUAUGGGCAUGAUAAUCUAUUUGCAAACAACUAUUCGUCAACUCGCGGUAGAAUGUUGACACUGUUCGCAGUAUCGUCCAAUAAUCAACUAUUCGUAGCUAUUGAUGAGAAGCGAUAAAACAAAAAUUAAUUCGUAAAAGAAAUUCAAGCACGCUUGUCGGAAAUAAAUCCGGUAGUUUAUGUUAAUAUUUAAUUUUAUGUGACAGGCAUGUACUGGAAUAUAUACUCCGUUCAUAUAUGGGUCAAGAAGAACAAAUGUUAUCGGGCGUUUAUUUAUUCAUUCACAAAUAUUUAUGAUUUUCCUAAAUUGAAUGGUAAAUCUCAAUUUGUUCAACGCAUUAUAUUUAGUAAAACGUUAUACGUAAGCUCAUUUUGCCAAAACUUGCAAUAUUUACACAGGCGUAUUUGUCAUAUGUAUUUACUUAAUAUUUAAAGAUGAAAUCAAUUGAACAUUUCAAAAUUGCAAAAUAGUGCAAAUGAUUCACGCACUAGUUUAGGGUAUUUUAUUUAAAGCACACAACGAUUUAAACUCUACUAGUUUACAACUUACAAGUGUAAAAUGUAUUGUGAUAUGUUCAUACAUAAUCGUUUGAGAUGUGUGACUGAAUGAACAUGAAUUCUUAAUAGAGCAUUCACUUGUUUCUGUCCGAUGGAUGCAGAAUACAAAAUGUAUUACCCGCGAUGCUAUGCCACUUCACAAAUGGUAUGACACUUUGAGACGCGUUUGGGUAAAACUGGGAUUCCUGCAGAGGCUAAUCUUGAACGAAAUUUCCGCUUUUAAAUAAAGUUCAAUUUAAUGAUCUCUCUUCUAAACGGAAACCCAGUGUAUGCGAAGAUUUUGUCCCUUAUUAGCCUGUGUAGACAGCUCAUUGUAAUAUGCGAGGACCUUUAACGAUCAUGCUUUAAGCCCAGUUUUCCCAGAACGCGGCUCGUAUGCUCCAUUGAUGUUGAACUGCACAAUCUGCAUAAACAUGUUGUACAUUUCAUAAGACUGCGCUUGAGUAUUUUAGAGUCUCUUAUCGAAUUUGGGAAUUUAAAUGUGUCUUUUCUUAGAACAAACGAGUGUCAAGUCAAUCGUAAAUGAGGAUAUUGUAUUUAUUAUUCUGACAUGUAUGUGUUCUUAGAUUACGUUUUGUUUGCAAAUGAUUUGUCAUCACACAAUCAGCCAAAUUUAAUGCAAUUACUAUAAACCACUUACCAUAAGUAAAAAAUCCUUAGGAAAACAACAUAAAAGAUGAUUUUCACUGAUAAAAUAAUGUAUUGCGUUAUAUUUAGAUUAAAACGCAUAAGUGAAAUCAGUCAGUCGCAGUGAAUUGGAUAAUUUACAUGCUCUAGAUGGCACGUUUCUCAUUGUGAUGCAUAUUUUUUUUGUUUUACACGUGGAUAAAUGAUAUAUUUGUCAACUGGCAUUAUAUAAACGAAUUCGUUAUACAAUUCAUACAACAUUGUUGCAUAUUUGUGAUUUUAUUUAUAUGUUUACAUCCUUUUUACUGCAUAAGUUAUGCAAUAAACAAUCAGCAAUACUAAUGUUA